Messenger RNA from Rhodofomes roseus, 3105 nucleotides. RefSeq names its product RINT-1 family protein. NCBI's taxonomy places the organism in Eukaryota, Fungi, Basidiomycota, Agaricomycetes, Polyporales, Fomitopsidaceae. Gene Ontology annotation, biological process: regulation of ER to Golgi vesicle-mediated transport; retrograde vesicle-mediated transport, Golgi to endoplasmic reticulum; endoplasmic reticulum to Golgi vesicle-mediated transport. The transcript is spliced from 11 exons. The record is from RefSeq and is a predicted model, not a curated record. The coding region runs from base 188 to 2719 and encodes 843 amino acids. Gene Ontology annotation, cellular component: Dsl1/NZR complex.
GACACGGUGACAGGGCCCGUCUCACGCCCGCCACACAACUUGAAAGCCCCGCACUUGUAUCGUUCUCCUUCAGCCAUUCGCAAUUCGCCAUAUUUAGGCACUGAAAAUCGCAUAAAGUAUCUCCUCUGCUUGUGCACGCGCGACAGCCUUUCCACACCUUGAGACGUGGGCGAAGUUACGGUACACCAUGGCUUCGACAUCGAUUUCCGGGCAAAUACACUCCUUGCUCCAGGGACCACGAAGGGAAAAAUCUGAGGCUGACACCCUGGCCUUUCUUGAGGCGCGGUUCCCAAGUCUUGACGAGCUUGGGACCGCUCACGGCCUCCACGCUGCCGUUGAACAGGCUGAACAUCAGGAUGAGGAGCUCACAGAUCGACUCGCGCGCUCUCGAGAAGCUAUUGACGCAUUCAUUGUUCAAACUCGCGCACGCACUCAAGAGUAUUUGCAAACGGCGCAGGACCUUUCGUUGUUACGUCAUUCUCUCUCGGACGAGCUUUCGCACCUCGCGGACCAACUGGAGUCCUCGCUAGGGAGUGCAGACCGCAGACCCACAUUGCUGGAGGACAUAGAGUCCUUUCACCGUAGCCUCAAGGAGUUGGAGAGCGUAAAGGGCUACGUUCAAGUCAUUGAACAUGCCUUGCAACUAAGCGAGCGCGCUGUGAAGCAGGUCGACUCGGCCAUAGUCCUCUCUUCCUUGAGUGAGUAUGAGGCAUUGGAACACUUCGUUAGUUCCAUACGGCAAGCGUGCGCACCUGUGUACGAAGUUGCUGGGCAGCAGCAGCUUCAUAUACUAUCAUUCCUCGAGACUCUCAGAGGUCAGGCUUGGGCAAACAUGAAGCGUGCAUUGUCAAGAAGUUUACUUUCUGCCGCCGAGACAUUGAGCUGGCCACAACCUGUAGACUACGUGAGCGCAGCUCCGGAAGAUAGGAAGCGAUUCGAACUCGCCUUCUCGAACUAUCUAAGGCUGCAGUUGAUGGGGAGGGCAAUACGUCAUCCAGGCACUGAUACAUCCAUUCGCGAGGAUGGUCUGUAUCCGCUGGAGGCAUUAGCUGAACCUGUCGCACUUCGGUUCAAAUAUCACUUCGAAGGAACCAGACAGACGAAUAGACUCGAUAAGCCCGAGUGGUACUUCACACAUGUGCUCAAUAUUUCACAUGAACAUCGACCAUUGAUGGAGAAAAUUGUGCAAACGCUCCUUUCUGCCACCGAUUAUCGGGGGAUAAACGCAUGGCGGGAGUUCACGCUUCUCCUUCUGCCUCUCCUCGAGCGAAAACUACGACGAACUAUACCCUCAUUGCUUGCGCACCCGCCGGUUCUCGCACAUACGAUCUAUGAGGCUCUUGCAUUCGACAGUGCCUUGCGAGAACAGGGGUUUGAGAUUAUUGGAACAACAGCUGCUAAUGCGCAAGCUAGCCCCGGUGCUGAUCAGAGCAAGUGGGUAGGAAUCACUGAGGUUAUCCUUGGCCGAGGGGAGUGGUUCGAAGCAUGGAUGGAAGGCGAGCGACAAUUCGCAACGGAUCAGUAUGUGGACAUCAUCAGCUCCUCGGAUGCGUGGCUUGUCGCCGAUGACAAUCCUGAUGAUGCCAUCGUGGUUGAACUCAACUUGAGACCAACGAACUCUGCCAGGAGAGUCAAGGCAUUGAUUGAACAAAUCACGGACCGUUACUCUCCCCUCCCCAAGUUCCUUCAUCGGACGCAAUUCCUCAUCACUGUGCAGCUACCGAUGCUCGAAGCCUACCAUUCACGCAUUUCUUCAUCACUAGACGCAUUCGAAACCUUGUCAUCUUCGUUGAUGCGCGCCGUGCCCGGCGCCCUUGGGAGCGUCGGCGUCAGCUCUGAAAGCAUGGGGCGGGCGGCUGAUCCUCAACGGCUCACAAGCGGUGUGGAAGGCGUGCAGCGUCUCUGCAAGGCGCUCAUCAGCGCGCGGUAUAUCAGUGCAGCAUGUGAUGCUUGGGGAGAGGAGCUGUUCUUCCUCGAACUGUGGGCAGAAAUCAAUCGCGAAGCACCGCUACGUUCGCGUGUCGCGGGCGUGGCUACGCUACCGAGUCCACGUGGGGGCGAGAAUGAUGAACCCGAGGGCACAAUUUUCGACGCACUCGUCAGUCAAUAUGGAAAACUGGGUGAGCGGGCUGAAGACAUGAUUGUUCAUACUGUUUGUGGUGAAGUGGAAGCCGGAUUGAAGGCACAUUUUAUGGGAAGCUCCUCCACCCAAGUUACUCCGGACGUGAGCCACGAGAAACAGGAUGACAUUGCCUUGGCGUCCACCCUAUUGGGCCCCCUUGCUGUGCUGUCGUCCGAAGUGUCAUUCCUACACUCAAUACUCUCGGCGAGGACCGCGGCUACCUUGUAUCGUCGCAUUGCAUCACGUCUAGCCUCGCAUAUUCUCCAGCGCCAGAUAUUCUACCGCGGUCGGGGUCGUAUUGGACUACAAGAGGGCAAGGCUAUCCUAGCGGAGAGCGAGUUGUUCGUGGAGACGUGUCAGAUCGCCCUCGCACGCAGCGACAGGAAUCGAGCAGAGGCACCCUGGAGGCAGCUACUGCAAGCUAGUCGCCUCAUAGCGCUAGAAGGCAUUCGACGGCAGAAGGUACUGGACUCGACUUUCGGGGUCACUGAUGAUCAGGAGUGGGAAGAGGUGAUGCUAGAGGCUGUUGGUGCUACGGAGUUGAACAGAGAGGAGGUCGGGCAAGUGCUGCGAACUCGGGAAGAUUGUGACAGGUGAUGUCAUCACACAGUGCGGACUGCUUCUAUACAUAUUCGACUAGCGCGUCCACUAUGCUUGUCUUCAUGUUAUUAUCGCUCGGCUUCCAAUGGGGCUUUAUCUGCAGGAGAGUUCGCGUUUCGAAGGUGGUUGUUCUCUGCGUGCACCAAGAUCUAGCCUAGUCAGCACCAUAGUAUGGUCAAUGACGCUUUGAAUUAGACUGGCAUCAUGGCCGAUCACUUCACUUAUGUUCGUCCCUAAUCGACGUCUGCAGUUAUACAACCCAUCUCACGUCCCAAGUAUUUGACGCGAUGCUUCACAAGGUACAACAAUACUAGAUGAUCAUUCGAGGCUGCCAUGAUUGACAGUCCGCUAUGGAUACAUAGUACGAGCAAAGAACGGGUGCC